Messenger RNA from Podospora anserina S mat+, 1875 nucleotides. RefSeq lists its product as uncharacterized. The record is from RefSeq and is a predicted model, not a curated record. NCBI's taxonomy places the organism in Eukaryota, Fungi, Ascomycota, Sordariomycetes, Sordariales, Podosporaceae. The transcript has 4 exons. The coding region runs from base 1 to 1875 and encodes 624 amino acids.
AUGCUGGUCCCUUCAGCAUCACUGGCGUCGCCGACGCCGUCAGUGACUCCGACUCCGACCUUUGAUGUCUUUGGCGCUGCUUUGCUUCGACCACGCCAAACCGACUUCUAUGGGGGUUGCUAUAAUUACGGAUCAAACGUUUACUCCUGCACGACCCAUCUGUCAGAAUGCUACAGUGACUUCGACUUCGUGACAGCCGGAGGAGGGCCGGAGAAUGGACUUGCCUACAACAGUGCCGUCGACUCCGCUGUUCAGUCAUGUGUCUGCACCCAUGGACAAGCCUACUGGAACUGCUGGUAUACUAGAAUCGCGACUGGAACCUGCUCCAGUUUGUAUGACGGCUGGAAUGAUCUAUACGCCUCAGCCCUCGGAUCAACAUGCGGCAACAUCAUUGGCGGCCCCCAGGGCCAGCAACAACCUAACAUACCGACUUCUGUGUCUCUCGCGUUACAAACCGUCAACGUCGUUACUGUCAGCACUCGUAUCAACACUCCCGCCUAUGACGGACAGCCCAAAUUCCAAGGCACAGGUGCUCUCCUCAAGGAAGAAUGUGGUCAAGCCAGCUUCACUCUCGUAGACGCUGGGAAUACCGCAUAUUACGCUGGCUUCCUCGGCUGCAUCAAAGACCGCCCUGAUUGCUGUCCUUGGCCCGUCGAGACCGCCGCCGCAGCAGUUGCCUCGGCGGUGUCCGGAUCCAACGCGGCAGAGCUGGAGAAGCUUGGCUUCGACUACCCCAUUCCUGUCGACGCAAAGCAAGCCAGACUCCAAACAUGCGCUGAGGAUUACUAUUCUGUGGAUGGCGGCUGCUGCCCCAACGGCUUCGUACCAUUCACCUCAGCGGUGGGUGGCCAGACGCCCUGCUGGUCUUCUAUCAAAGCUGGAACUACCCGACCCCCUACCCUCACGGUGGAAAGGGGCAAGGAAACCAAGACCGACCGGGAGACCUCGGCGGUCGUCAACAUUGUCUGGUCUAUGCGUUAUCCGGUUGUGGAACAAAGCUCUGGCGGCCUCUCGGUAGCAGCCAAAGCUGGCAUCGGUGCCGGUGCAGGCGUAGCUGCCAUCCUCAUCGGUGGUCUCGCCUUUUGCCUCUGGCGUCAACGCAAAAAGAACAAGCAGCUCGAGGCCCGGCAGCCCGCCGACCCCAAUUCCGCAGCAGCGGCAGCAGCUCAAACAGUCCCCCAGCAGCAAAUGGCACAAACCCAACCCCAACCCGGGCAACCUCAACAGUUCCCUAACGGCCAAUUCCAGCCCAUGCCAGGUCAGCAACAACCACCACCACCACAAGGCCAAUACCCCCCGCCGGCCCAGUUCCAAAACGGCUACCCCUCUCCCAACCAAUACAUCGCCGCUGGUGCCAUACCCCCGGGAACAGACCCCUCCCGCCACAGCGUCAACACAUCCAUCUCCUCCCCCUCCGCUCUCAUGGCGCAAAACACCGGAGCUUCCAGCACAACCAACGGCCACGCAUCCGAGCUGUCAUCUCUGAGCGGUGGACAAAACCCAUUCAACACCCACCCUCAGAGCACGCCUUCCCCGGGAGUGGGUGCUGGACCAGGCGGGUACCCGGCGCCUAUUGCCGAGGCAGAUGAGGGACAGCAUCAUGGUCAGAAUCAGUUUUACGGUGGUGGUUAUCAGCAGAAUCAAGGGCAGUAUUACAACCAGCAACCACAGGGAGGGUUCCCGCCGCAGCAGCAAUAUGGUGCCCCGUACGUGCAGCAAGGGGGCCAGCAAUGGCAGGGCCAGCCGCAGGGACAGAAUCCGUGGCAGGGCCAGCAGUAUCAUAACGCGGCGGAGAUGAGUGCGCAGAGGGAGGCCGAUCCCCCUCAGGAGGUUAUGGGGAGUUAUCCGCAGAGUAAUCAGCAGCAGCAGCAGUGA